AUGGAGAUUGAUCUCUCAAGAGUUAGUAUCCGGCCGUUCUCUCUAACGGAUGCUCACGAUUUCUUGAGAUGGGCCGGCGAUGUUCGAGUGACCGGGAAUCUUCGUUGGCAGACUUUUACGUCGGAAGAGGAAGCUUUGGUCUUUAUACGAGACGUAUGCUUGCCACAUCCAUGGAGACGUUCCAUCUGCAUCGAUGACCGUUCUAUCGGAUUCAUCUCAGUCUUCUCCGAGUCCGGCGAUGAUAGGUUCAAAGCACAUAUUGGGUAUGGAUUAUCUCAUGAGUAUUGGGGAAAAGGAAUAGCUACAAGAGCAGUGUCAAUUGCAGUGACCCAAGUGUUCAAUGACUUGCCUCAUGUUUUGAGGCUUCAAGCUUUUGUUCAAACACAAAACAAAGCAUCCCAAAGAGUUCUUGAGAAGAUUGGGUUUAAGAGAGAAGGUUUGCUUAGGAAGUACAGUUGUAUCAAAGGUAUAAUCCAUGAUGUGUUUGUUUAUAGUCUCUUGUCCACUGAUCUACUUCCUCUUCCAUAA
Molecule: messenger RNA, 528 nt
Organism: Eruca vesicaria subsp. sativa (arugula)
Lineage: Eukaryota; Viridiplantae; Streptophyta; Magnoliopsida; Brassicales; Brassicaceae
Source: the annotation of a GenBank genome assembly